AACACUAGCUAUCUAUGAUGGCCGUCGAUUGGCUGUCGGACGAGUGUAGGGCUUUUAUGUAAAUAAAUUUUGUGCAUAGCAGUUCACUCGAUGUUAGUUUAAUAUUAAGUAAUAAUUCCUAAGCAUGGGAUCACGGGGCUGACAGUGAUAUAAUUGAAAGCAGUCCCCGGCAUCGACUGAUCUCGCCCGCAGCGCUCCUCGGCUGGUAAACAUGGCGCAGGUGGGCGCCAACAUGGAAUACCAGGAGUACAAGUGGGCCUACUCAAUCAUGGACUCCUCCAAAGUGUCAGCGUGCCUGAUCUCAAUGUUGCUGAUUGUCUACGGCAGCUUCCGCUCGCUGAACAUGGAGAGAGAGGCCCGGGAGCGCGCGGAGCGCGAGCGAGAGGCGUCCCUUCUUGGAGGCACCAAACCCCCGCCCUGCCAGGCUAACAGUAACGUCCAGACCCUCAACACGAUGCAGGCGCUCUGCUUCCCCCUGGGCUCGUCGGUGGCACUGCUUGUCAUGUUCUUCUUCUUUGAUUCCAUGCAGACUCUAGUCGCCAUCUGCACUGCGAUAAUCGCUUGUGCAGCGCUAGCGUUCCUGCUGACGCCGCUGUGCCAGUACGUGGCGGGCGGCACGGGCUCGCGCGCCGUGUGCGGCCGCUACUCGGCGCCCGAGCUGGCCGCCGCGCUGCUCGCCGCCGGCAUCGUGGCCGUCUGGGUGCUCACCGGACACUGGCUGCUCAUGGACGCAAUGGGCAUGGGUCUGUGCGUGACCUUCAUCGCUUUAAUCCGCCUCCCGUCGCUGAAGGUGUCAACUUUACUCCUCACGGGGCUGCUACUCUACGAUGUGUUCUGGGUGUUCUUCAGCUCUUACAUCUUCACCACCAAUGUCAUGGUCAAGGUCGCCACUAGGCCGGCGGAGAACCCCAUGAACGUGGUGGCGCGGCGCCUGCAGCUGGGCGGCGCCAUGCGUGACGCGCCCAAGCUGUCGCUGCCCGCCAAGCUCGUGUUCCCCUCCAUGCACCACCAGGGACACUUCUCCAUGCUCGGUCUGGGCGACAUCGUGAUGCCGGGUCUGCUGCUGUGUUUUGUGCUGCGCUACGACGCGUACAAGAAGGCGACGCUCGUGUGCCAGAUGGGGCAGGUGCCGGGACCCCGCUCCAUGGGUUCCCGGCUGACGUACUUCCACUGCUCGCUGCUGGGCUACUUCCUGGGGCUGCUGACGGCCACGGUGUCGGCCGAGGUGUUCAAGGCCGCGCAGCCCGCGCUGCUGUACCUCGUGCCCUUCACGCUGCUGCCGCUGCUCACCAUGGCCUACGUGAAGGGCGACCUCCGGAGAAUGUGGAGUGAGCCGUUCAUCGCGCCCACCGGCAAGGGCGGCGCCGACUUCGACGUGUGACUGCCUCGCCGCCGCCCCCGCGGCUAGACUCCGCACACACGCCUCCUAACGGGUACCUCCCCUUCAUGACCGAAUAUUCUCGCUUAACUAUACAGAUGCUAUAGCGAUCACAUGCCGGUGUACUGACUGGCGUCUCGCAUACGUUUGCAAGUAUCGUAAACGCCGCACGCCCCGCUCGAGCGUCACCUCAGUUCGUGUCGAUCUCUUAUAGUUUGUUUUUUUAGAAUUAGAUAAGGUAAACAAUCUUGAUGUGUCUUUUAAUUGAAAAACACAUUUUAAAAAUAAGUUACGGCAAAUAUGUAACAAUUAUGGAUCUAAUACGAUCAUUUAUAUUCUUCUGCUUUCAUAAGUAAUAGUUUUUUUUUCAAUUAAAAGACAUGUCAAGAUCGCUUGCCUUCUUUCAAGUUCUUUCUAAUGCUAAAAAAACGAACUUAUAGGGCUGAUUUAGACGGCGCGCGAACUCGCGUGCGAUUUUAGUUACAUUGCGGACUAUUGGUUACGUCCAAUUCAACCGAGCGAUCAAAAACUCCAAUGUAAUGAAACUCGCAUGCGAGUUCUCGCAUCGUCUAAAGGAUACCACUUUUAGGGAUACUAGUAUAUUACAGGCUCGGUCUCCGUUCGAAAGCUAUAUUUUAGUCACCCUGUAUUUGUAUGACCGUAAUACUUGUUUUCUAAUUAGGACAGUGGUGUUACGUGCUCGCUGUGAUGCCACGGCGUAAUCGGCAUUUUAAUAACGCGAGUUCGCUUCUAGAAUCCUGAGCGUAGCGAGGGAUUUAAGCGACACCAACUUUAAUGAAAGUUAUAAUAAAACACUGUAAAAACACUUGUAACAAUGUACUGUUAAAGCGAGAAUCAAGUUUCAUGGUAAUUGACUUGCCAAUGGGAAGGUAACCUAAAACUUUAUCUAAUUAUAAUAAGUUUAUGGUUUAUGCAAGAUUUGCUCUUUUUAAGUUCAUCUAGUGUUCUGACUUGUGUGGACAGGCCGCAGUUGAGCAGCUAUCUUAUUUUUUAAGGCUUUCGAUCAAUAAAGGACGCUAACUGUACUUUUGUAUAGCUCUUGUUGCGAGCUAGGGAAUCAGACGAACAAGUGUCAUCAUGUUAUACAUUUUGAUAGGUAGGCAAGAUUUUUUUUUGACUAUUUAUUUAUUUUUAUUAUAAAAAUGUAUAAAAAAUAUUAUGAUAUUUCUAAUUGAAAUAUAUGAGAGGUAGCUAAUAUUUUAUUUGAAUGUAUAGUAGGCGUAAAUAAUGUUAGCGAUGCGAUAUCCAAGCAAAAAUCAUUUCACCACAUUUUUUAUGUAAAAACCUAUGUUGUGACUUCAAAUUGUACCAAUACUAGGUAAAUUAUCUACUUCCUUCUCACCUGUAUGCUAGUGUGAAAGAGACAGGUGUUCUACAGUUGACUAAAAGCCUUAAAAAAGUGGUUUAACCCCCCUCUCGCCGCGCGAGCUGUACCGCUCGGCAGUAUGAAGUGAAUUGAAGCGUUAACGUAAAGACAUAUUAUAAGAUUUAUAAGGUGUAUGUUAGGCUAGAUGAUACGCUUUUUUUCUAAUUAAUAAAUAAUUUUAGUCGAAGGGAAGUUACAGCACAGGGUAACUUUUAACACCUCUUGUAAAGUAUGCUAAGGAACAAG
Cydia fagiglandana is the source of this 3011-nucleotide messenger RNA. RefSeq names its product signal peptide peptidase-like 3 (gene SppL). NCBI's taxonomy places the organism in Eukaryota, Metazoa, Arthropoda, Insecta, Lepidoptera, Tortricidae. Gene Ontology annotation, biological process: membrane protein proteolysis. Bases 212 to 1381 code for a protein of 389 amino acids. The record is from RefSeq and is a predicted model, not a curated record. Gene Ontology annotation, molecular function: aspartic endopeptidase activity, intramembrane cleaving. The transcript is spliced from 10 exons. Gene Ontology annotation, cellular component: cytoplasmic side of endoplasmic reticulum membrane; Golgi-associated vesicle membrane; lumenal side of endoplasmic reticulum membrane.